CGCUUGUCUCUAUGCAUCUUCCAUGAACUAUGACAAAGCACUCCAACAACGUUUUUAUGAUUCAGCACUCACUUGUUGUGCUUAUGAUGUAGCACUCAGGCACUGUGCCUAUGAUGUGGCACCCAGUCACUGUACCUAUGAUACAGCACUCAGUCACUGUACCUAUGAUGCCACACUCAGUCACUGUGCCUAUGAUGUGGCACCCAGUAACAGUGUUUAUGAUUUAGCACUUAGUCAUAGUAUCUAUGAUGCAGCACUCAGUCACUGUGCCUUUGAUGUGGCAUCCAGUAACAGUGUUUAUGAUGUAGCAUUUAGUCAUAGUAUCUAUGAUACAGCACUCAGUCACUGUACCUGUGAUACAGCACUCAGUCACUGUACCUAUGAUGCAGCACUCAGUCACUGUGCCUAUGAUGUGGCACCCUGUAACAGUGUUUAUGAUGUAGCACUUAGUCAUUGUAUCUAUGAUACAGCACUCAGUCACCGUGCCUAUGAUGUGGCACCCUGUAACAGUGUUUAUGAUGUAGCACUUAGUCAUUGUAUCUAUGAUACAGCACUCAGUCACCGUGCCUAUGAUGCAGCACUCAGUCACUGUGUAUAUGAACAAAAAAAGAUAUAUAUAAAAAACGUUAUAGCGCUAAGCUACUGA
Molecule: messenger RNA, 646 nt
Organism: Pelobates cultripes (western spadefoot toad)
Lineage: Eukaryota; Metazoa; Chordata; Amphibia; Anura; Pelobatidae
Source: the annotation of a GenBank genome assembly